AUGAUGGGGAAGGUUCCCUCAUUCUCCCCCAGCUCCACAGUGAGCUCCGCUCUGCCCGGCUACGUCGCUCUCUGCCUCACUCUACAGGUUCACAGGCUGGUGUCAGCACAAUUCACAGUGACUGGACCUGACGAUCCAGUCAUUGCCUCCCUAGGUGGGGAGGCCGUCCUGUCCUGCCACCUCUCUCCCAGGAUGAGCGCUGAGAACAUGGAAGUCAGAUGGUUCCGAUCCAAGUACUUUGAAGUCGUGCACCUGUACCGUGAUGGGCAGGAUCAGUACGGAGAGCACAUGCUGGAAUAUCAAGGAAGAACUGAGCUCUUGAAAGACGACAUCACCAAUGGGAGAGUUUCCCUGAGAAUACGCGAUAUCCGACCCUCCGACAAUGGGCAAUACACGUGUUAUUUUGAGUCCAGUGUCUCUUAUGAAGAAGCAUUUAUGGAACUGCAGGUGGCAGAGCCAUUUUUCCCGAGGGUCAGUCCCUGGAUGGUGGCUCUGGGGGUGAUCCUGGUUCUCCUGGCUGUUCUCAUGGCCCUGGCCGGUUACUGCUUCUGGAGGCGACACAGAGCAACAGAGAUUCUGCAAUCUGAGAUGGAGAGCGAGAAAGAGACCCUGCUGUCUGAACGGGAGCAAGAGAAAGGGGAAUACGAGGCAGUGAAAGAACUGGGACUCGCCAGAGCCCGAGGAUACGCAGUGGACGUGACUCUGGAUCCAGAUACGGCUCAUCCCAACCUCGUCCUGUCUGAGGAUCGGAAACAUGUGAGCCACGGAGCCUGGGAUCUGUCCAACAAGUCUGAGGGAUUUGAGCAUGAUAUCUGGGUCCUAGGCGCUGAGGGAUUCACGGGCGGGAGGCGUUACUGGGAGGUGGAGGUGGAAGGCAAGAUAGGCUGGUACCUGGGGGUUUGUAGGGAAUCUGUGAGCAGGAAGGGGAAGGUCACACUCACACCUGAGGAUGGAUACUGGGUUGUGUGGCUGAAGGGUGAGGUAUACCAGGCCCUCACCUCCCCCUCGACCUCCCUCCCCGUGAGCAUCAGGCCCAGCCGGGUGGGGAUUUUCCUGGACUAUGAGGCAGGCGAGGUCUCAUUUUACAAUGUGACUGACAGGUCCCGUCUCUUCACUUUCACUGACACCUUCUCUGGGACGCUCCGCCCUUAUUUCAGUCCUGGUUACUAUGUUUGGGGUACAAACGCGGAUCCCCUGAAAAUCCGCCCGGUCCCAGCUCAGGCCGGAGGGAAUCUCUCUCCCUGA
Terrapene triunguis (Three-toed box turtle) is the source of this 1245-nucleotide messenger RNA. RefSeq names its product butyrophilin subfamily 1 member A1-like. Bases 1 to 1245 code for a protein of 414 amino acids. Gene Ontology annotation, cellular component: external side of plasma membrane. Gene Ontology annotation, molecular function: signaling receptor binding. Gene Ontology annotation, biological process: T cell receptor signaling pathway; regulation of cytokine production. The transcript is spliced from 9 exons. NCBI's taxonomy places the organism in Eukaryota, Metazoa, Chordata, Testudines, Emydidae. The record is from RefSeq and is a predicted model, not a curated record.